UUAUUUAUACCUUCAUAAAAACGAUAAAUAUCCCAAUUUAGCCCCUCUCUUUUAUUUCUCGUUUUUAGAGUUUCCUCCUGCCUUGUGGAACCGAUCAGCUCCAGAGUGCCACUAUGUAACCGCCAUCGCCCUUACCACUACGCCUGCAUAGAAGGAAACUGAAGCGAGAGCGACUCGAGGUCCGAUGACUUUUGAAAGAUUCCCCGCGGGUCCGAAGAAUACCAUCCGCCAAUCCGGUACUCGACGACUUACUAUACUGAGGCGCAAAUUUGAUACGCUGAUCCCCCUCCCCCCCCCCCCCCACGCCGUUCGAGCGAAAGUUGCAAGUUUUGCUCUUCUUUCCCUGUCUCUCCCCUCUCCUUGAUACAACUGCUGCUACACUGAUGCGGAAAUAAGCCACCCUCUGAAUAUCUUGACCAAGCAUAAGUUUUAGUUAAAAGAAAUCAAAUUAAUAUUCUGUAUUCCUAGUUUUAAGAUAGCUAUAAUUUUUACUCUUUAUUGAAACUCUUGUCCUCCAUCUUGUAAAUAGAAUUGAAUCCCUAGUUUUAAGAUUUCUGUGAAAUUUCUCAUAAAUAUUUGUUCCCCCUUUUGUGUACUAAACUAUAUUGUUAGUUUUAAGAUAACCGUAAAAUAUUUCGUAAAAUACUAUUACUCCCCCUCUUGUAUAUCAAAGUGAAUCCCUUGUUUUAAAUUUUUUCAUAAAAAAAUCUUUUGGCCCUCUUUUGUACAUUGAAUCUUAUUUCUAGUCUUAAGAUAGCUGUAAACUUUCUUUUCCUUUGUAAAAAAAUAUUUCAACAUUGUAACCUCCUAGUUUUAAGAUAUCCAAAAUGUAAAAACAAAAGCAUUUGGCAACGCCAAGCUAACGCAUUUGUGCCUAUCAAAUAAACGAAAUGAAUAAAAAAAAAAAAAAAAAUUGGAUAAAUCGACACUCAGUCUAUGGGAAAACACAGUUAAACCGAAGCAGUUGCCAAAAUAUAAGGAAACGCUAGAAUUUCUACAGAACCGUUGUUUUGUGUUAGAGCGCUGCAAAAUGAACACAUCACAGAAGCCGAACGAAAUGGGCAAAUCAAAAGCGCUGCCUAUCACACCACGACCACCUGUCAAAGUACACACAGCGUCGCACACAAACGAGAGCGUGUGCGUGAUUUGCAAUGAGCCUCACAAUGUAACAAGUGUAAUAUUUAACAACAGAUGACGGUAUCGUAGAGAAUAGCAGUCGUAAAGGAUAAACAGCUUUGUUUUAACUGUUUAAAGCGAGGUCAUCGAGUAGUUCAGUGUAAGUCACGAUUGUGCACAGUUGUUGACUGCGGAAAGAAGCAUCACACACAAUUGCAUAAUGAAAAAUCGGUGGUGGCAGAAACAUCUACUGCGACAGAAAACGUUAUAGAACAAAAGAUAGAAACGCCAAAUCUACCCACACAAUCAGUUCCAAAUGUUGCAUGUUCCAGCACCCUGAUGCCAGAAAAGAGUUUUAGUAAACAAGUGAUAUUGUCUAUAGCUGUGGCUCAUGUGAAGGAUUGGAAUGGAGUCUACUAUCCAUGCCGAGUGUUACUAGAUUCGGGAUCACAAUCUAAUUUUUUGUCUGAACAUAUCGUGAACUUACUACGGCUCAAAUGCGAUGUCGUGCGAGUGCCAAUCGUCGGUAUUAAUGGAGAAAAGCUUAUCGCUACAAAACAAACUAUGACAGAAGUGAAAACAGUGUACGGAAAUGCAUCUUGGAUACUCGAGUUUCUAAUAGUACCUCAAGUUACCGGCCUUCUUACGUUGCAUAAAGUGGACAUCCAACAGUGGAAUGUCCCACUUGAUUUGAAUCUGGCAGAUCCCAGCGAAAGUUGAUAUGCUUGUCGGAGCGGAGUUAUUCUUCGAACUGCUUCUAACGGAUCGUUUAAAACUGGACAAUGACCAACCCACGUUGUGGAAGUCCGAACUAGGUUGGAUUGUUUGUGGUUCCUACCGAAAUCCCCCCAAGACGGUGUCAGUCGUAAGUAGUUGCUUAGAUAUAGAGGAGAGUUUCAGCGGUUCUGACAGCUAGAGGAAGUUCCGGACGCUCCAACGGUCACCACUGAGAACAAACGGUGUAUUGAGCAUUUCCUCACAACGUAUCGCCGAGAGAAUGGCCGGUUCGUAGUCCGGCUCCACUUUCGUGAGCAGCUUGAGUGCUCGCGAAGUCUAGCAGAAAGGCGUUUUCUCCAAACUGAAAAGAAGCUUGCAUACCAUCAAGAUCUGAAGUCCAAAUAUGUAGCCUUCAUCAAUGAAUACGUGUCUUUAGGUCAUUGUCGUGUUGUUGAUACGGAUACCAGCGGGUUUUACCUACCUCAUCAUGCUAUUUUGAAGCCAUCGAGUUCGACAACAAAACUUCGCGUCGUAUUUGAUGCUUCGGCGCGCUCCGACAUCAAUCUUUCCUUGAAUGACGUGCUAAUCACUGUCCUAAGAUUUAGGAAAUAUAAGUACGUUUUCACUGCUGACAUCAUUAAGAUGUACAGGCAGAUACGAGUUGACGAACGUGAUACACCCUACCAGAGAAUACUUUGGAGAAAUAACACCGACGAAAAGCUGAACACCCUGGAAUUAACAACAGUAACAUAUGGCAUGUCUUGCGCAUCAUGUUGUGCUACAAUGUGCCUCCAACAAUUGGCUGACGAUGAAAGAGCAGAGUUUCCGAUCGCUGCACAGAUUGUGAAGAACGAUUUCUAUAUGGAUGAUGUACUCUCAGGUGCGGAUGAGCUACACGAUGCGCUGGAAUGCCAAGAACAGCUCAUUUCUCUUCUGAAUCGGGGCGGUUUCUAACUUCAUAAAUGGUGUGCUAAUGCGUCACAGCUAUUGCAAAAAAUUCCCGAAACGUACAGGGAAAUACAAGUACCAAUUGAAGAUCGGAGUUCCAACGAAGUUAUAAAAACCCUCGGGCUAUUGUGGGACCCACACAAUGACGUGUUUCUGUUCAGUAUCCGAGUAAACAAUGAGGAUAGAGACUACCACACGAAAAGAACGGUACUUUCAGACACUGCAAUAAUCUACGACCCCCUCGGUUUUUUAGGCCCAGUGACCAUCCGAGCCAAAGUUUUUAUUCAGGAACUAUGGGCCAAUAAUGUAAACUGGGACGAACAUUUGACAGCAGGACAGGAUACAAGAUGGCGACGGUUUAAAGAUGAAUUGCAGAACAUUAACGAUGUGAGGAUCUCACGGCGUUCUAACGGUGACAAUUCAGUGGCAUUCGAAAUACAUGGAUUUUCAGACGCGAGCAAAAGGGCGUACGGUGCAUGUGUGUAUUUACGUAGCCUUAAGGUAGACAAUACGAGUGAAAUGCAUCUUCUCAGUAGUAAAACUCGUGUAGCUCCGUUACCAAAGAAACUAGGAAGUAAGCGUGGCAGCAAACCUUUUACGAUCCCAAGAGCCGAACUUUGCGGUGCUUUGCUUUUGGCGAAACUUGUCACUACGGUGAUUGAGUCCAUGAAACUACAACUUAAUGCGGUAACACUUUGGUGUGAUUCACAAAUCGUUCUUUGCAGGCUCAACAAAUCUCCAGCUAAUCUUGAAGUUUUCGUGGGUAACAAGGUUCGUGAAAUAAAUCAGCUAACGGCACAUUACAAAUGGCAAUAUAUCCAUACAAAGGAAAACCCAGCAGAUCUUGCUUCGCGUGGGGUUAAUGAAUCGGAACUAAUGAAAUCUGCAUUGUGGUGGCAUAGUCCGUCCACGAUACAGAACACUAGUGACAUCAAUAGUCAGUCUGAGUUAGUCUACACCAGUGAAGAAGAAGGGCUACGAGAUUCAGUGCACGCCAACGUAUCGUUGCAGGAUUGCCCUAUUGAAUUACUAACUAGAUACCGCGACUUCAGAAAGCUCCAGCGGGUGUUCGCCUACGCCAUUAGAUUUAUAAACAACUCUCGUGCGAAAGACAAGGCUCAGCGAGUUUUGGGAUCGUUGACAGUAGCCGAGUUGCGACAAGCUACGCAAAAUAUUAUCGCCCAAACACAGAAGGAAGGUUUCAGUGAUGAGUUAAAAUUGUUAAGGCGUGGUAGAGCAAAAAUGCUUCUACCGUUGGCUCCGUUCAUCGAUCAACACGGCAUGCUACGUGUCGGCGGUCGUCUGAGACAUGCUAGGAUCCCGUUCGGUAAAAAACAUCAGUUACUGUUACCACGAAGUCAUGUAACAAAGAUUUUGAUAAUGUCCCUUCACAAGGAGCAUCUACAUGUUGGGCCACAAGCCUUGCUGUCGAUAGUACGCCAACGGUACUGGACCGUUAGAGCAAAAAGUGUUAUACGCCAAGUCAUUAAGAAAUGUGUCCAAUGUUUUCGAAUCGUUCAAUUUAUGGGUGAGUUACCCGCCUUCCGAGUCAACCCCUCGCUACCUUUUUCAACAACGGGGGUUGACUAUGCGGGGCCCUUUUUCAUUCGUCAAGGUGUCCGACGUAUGGCAAAGGUGAAAGCUUACGUGGCUCUAUUUAUAUGUAUGAGCACAAAAGCAAUACACCUCGAACUGGUGUCCGACUUAACCAGCGAGGCAUUUUUGGCAGCCCUUCAAAGAUUUGUUGGUCGUCGUGGUUACCCAGAGCAAAUACUAUCUGACAACGCAACUAAUUUCCGAGGAGCCCAAUCGCAGCUACAUGAGCUGUACUUGUUGUUCUCGUCUCAACAAGCAAAUGAUGCGAUCAAUCAUUUCUGCACUGCACGGGAAAUUCAGUGGUCGUUUAUACCGCCGCGAUCGCCAAACUUCGGAGGCAUUUGGGAGGCCGGAGUGAAGGCAGCAAAGUCUCAUCUAAAAAUCAUUCUGCGUGAUGCAUCUUUGAAAUACGAAGAAAUGAAUACGGUAUUAGUGCAAAUAGAAGCUGUCUUGAACUCGUGACCGCCAACACAGUUGUCUGCGGAUGUCAAUGAUCUUUCGGCUCUAACCCCGGGUCACUUUUUAGUAGGACGUGAAUUAGUUGUAGUUCCUGAGCCGAAUUUCAAGGAGAUACGUUUGUCGUCACUGUCGCGGUGGCAGCAUUUGCAGAAACUAAAACAUGAUUUCUGGAUCAGACGGUCGUCUGAAUAUCUCCACGUAUUACAGCCAAGGAGUAAAUGGUACAAAAAUAAGUUGAUCAUACAACCAGGAAUGUUAAUAGUUCUCAAGGAGGAUAAUGUUGCUCCUCAACAGUGGCGUAUGGGGUGCAUAAGGGAGGUAUGUCCCGGUAUCGACGGAUUAGUACGCGCAGUGAAGGUAAAAACAUCGACCGGAGAAGUAUGUCGAGGAGUGAGCAAGAUUUCUGUCUUGCCGAUUGAUGAUAACUUCGUGUCGACCGGGGGAGGAUGUCGAAUCUUAAAUCUAAAUCAAUCAGUUCACCCCUCGCUUUGAAGAAACCUGCAUUUAUAUAUUUUUUGUUACUACCAACUUUACCAAGAAAAACAAAAUAAAAUUUAGCGCUAAGCGAAACAGGCAUGUUUCUUUUUAUUGCAGAGUUGAAAGUAAAACACAGAGGUCAAUGCAAGUUGCCGAACAGUGCCGCUACUGUUGUCCAGAAUACAACGUAGAAACCUUGCACUUCAAGCCAGGCAAGUUUGAAUCGCCUUGAAUCAUUAACCGGGCGGCGAUCUAGGUGAUGAAAAAAUGGCGUGAAGGUGUGCAUCGAUCAGGUUGCAAACAUCGGAUGGGAAAUACAUGACGCACAGGAAUAGUGUGCGAUAGAUAAGUUCUUCUGAUAGUCGGAAUUCGCCCACUAGUCGCCCAUCGCACCUGGCUCCUGGUGAACAGAGUACGGUUGUCAAGCCAUGUCUAUGUCAAAGCGAGGACGUCAUAACUACGCCUCGUAGCCGUAAGCAAAUAGUUGUAAACUGAUGAAUUUAGGCCUCCAGCGUGUUGAUAGUAAACCUCGAUCAGGUUCGGUUGUAAUGGCGUCAACUGUAGUAAUAGCGGAGAUCCUUUCAUCACUUUCACGAACAAAAUCGGAAUGGCGGAAGAUCGCUGGCGGGGAUUUGAGACAUUGCAUAUCAUGUUCGAUGUAUACUUGCCAUUUGUGGCAUGUUGGCAGACAUUCGCACCGAUGUCGAAUCUCGUAGUAGAUGGUGUAUCUGUAAUGAGGAAAUCCCAGUUCUCGCUACAAUCAAAAUGUCUGUAACGAGAACUGGGGAGAAGGGGUACUGAUGUAGAUAUCUGUUGUUAAGGUGUAUUAAUUUACUAGGUAGAAACAGCAUUAUAAAAUCACAUUAAUCGACUUGAGGGGUACAGAAUUUGAAGGUCUUGAGGUGCCCGGACGUCCCGGAUCGGCAUGUCGGGUGGUCUUCGUGUGCUUGUAGAACUUCAUUAGAUUUUGCUCUGGCUUCAUGACGAUCAUAAUCAGGUUCUGAGUACGACCAAACGAUGUGAUCAAUAUCUUAGUAACUUUUGCCACAAUUACACAAGGUGCUCUCGGUAAGUCCUAUUCGAAAGUGGUAAGCAUUACUGUUGUAGUGAUUUGACAUCAGUCUUGACGUGAAACGAAUAAAGUCUCUUGGCAGAUCGAAGUUGAAACUUUGGGAUUAUAGGAAUAAUGCCGAGAAACGUUGAGUUAUUCGCUAUAAGAGAUAGGCCUUUCGAGGACAUUUGCUACGGUGGCACCUUUUUGACGAGUUCAUCUGCUUUUUUAUUACUCUGUGUGCGUGUUGGUAGCGAAUCUGAAACAAAAGCUUUCGUACUGUAUCACCGACAAGAUAGUUGUUUUGUACAAUCUGAUCAAUUCGAGUGGAUGAGCGUCCCACCAAGUCGAAGUAAUCGAGCGAAGGAAAUUUACUCGUUGCUGGCACUUUUAUUUCAAAUAACCAAUAUGUGUACCCCUGUUCCUUUAGAAUCGAAAGAUUCAAUGUACAGUUACUUGUGAAACAAUCAUCAAUACUGCUGACAUAAAUAUUGCACAAAAGUAGACCCGUAUAGCUAAAUCUCAACGUCGACGAAGUGAAAGUCCAUUUGAUUUGUGAAAUUUCUAUGAUAGAACAUCGAUGGAAACUGAAUCAAUGUGCUGAAAAAUCGAGGUCAUUUGUUGACGUUUGGCGAAAGCGAUGUCCAUCUUCGUUGCGAGCAGCGCUGGACAGUCGUUUGUUCAUUUGCCUCUCCAAAGUCCGAACUGUGUUUCCGAGAGCAGCUGAUUUGCUUCGGUUCAGUUAUCAAGACGACGAAGAAUCAUUUUCUUUGACAAUUUUCGUAUGCAGGAAAGCAUAGAAAUUGGUCGAUACAAAUGAUGAUCCGAAGCUGCUUUGAAGGAUUUUGAAUGGCGACGACUUAGUGCAUAUUUUCAUUGUGAAGUCUAAAAUCCAACGAUCUGAGUACUCAACAUCCUCAUUUGUCGUUGACCGAUUACGCAUGUUUCUGGCUGUUUUCCAAAGAGUACUAAUUGAAGUCUCUUUUGACAAGCCUUCAACGAAAUGACGUCAGUAGCCUCUUUUUAUUUAAUGAGGCUUUUUAGUCUACCUUCAAAGGAGGUAUAUUCAACACACGAUUCCUGCCUUCUCACCAUCAACUGUAGUACGCAUUCGACUUUUUCAUACAACUAACAACUCCGAACAUUGCGCCACCAUCGAUUUGGGGAAUGUGCUAGAAAUAGACUCAAUUGACUCUGCAACUGUUUCCGCAUAGAAAUAGAAAUAGCAAUCGGCAAGCACUACCGUGAGGGCCUUUAAUAACUUUCCAAGUACAAUCGAGCGACAGUGAGUUCGAACAUAGAGAGAGAUCCAACCUGCUUUCUCGAGCUAAAGGGGCUGGAGCUCUUGUGGCUUCCUUAGUAUUCAGGAUAGCCAUGUUGAGCUAAUCGCAAAGGUCGGAUACGACGGGCUCGAUUAUCACCCUAAGACUCCCUUCCCCAAGCGAGACCAUGUGAGUUGAAGCCUCAUAAGAUCAGGUGAGGUGCAGGGAGUACAUCAGUCAUACCUCUUUCUCUUGCGGCAACAAUAGGUACAUAAUCAUUGUCCCCUUCCGAGUUGUUGCGCUCUUUCCAGAUGUUGCGCUAGGCGUUCAUGCCAAAUACACAACUGUAGAGAAAACAUAAACAUGUUGUUCCAUUUUGACGUUUGUUAGUUGCGCUGAUUUCAUCGAAAUAAAAAUACGUUGUUCAAAGAGCGCGGUCGUGUAAUUCUUUAUUUCGUCCGGAUUAUCCGUGUUUUCGUAGGUCUGGUUCCGUCGAUCGAUUGUUCGCCAACAGGUGAUGGGCCCAAAUUAGUUCGUGAUUGUGGAAAUCGGGUUCGCGCGAGAAAGGUUACGGAACGGUUCGUGGCGGAUUCGCAGAGGUAUGCAUUGCGCAAUUGUGCGAUUGCGAAGGACGCAUGGGAUGCGUUGAAGACCUACCGCGACAAGGGUUCGAAGGUCUACUUCCUGAAGAAACUUGUAAGAGGUUUGCCUGCGAUGUGAGAUGAUCGCGGAGGCAGCACCGACUAGCUUGGAACAAAUCGCAAACCAACAAUAUCCACAAAUACUGUUAUAUGUUUAAAUUACAAUAUAUUUUGCAUACAUGACACUUGUCCACGGCUGACUACCUUCAAAUUUCUUCUACUCUGUACUAAUCACUCGCCUUCAUUCUUGGCUGUUCUAAACUGGCUUUGUCUCUCAUUUCUACUCACGGAUCCGCAACACGCCCGCCUUAGCAUGCCAUCCCGGGUUUCCUCCUACCCGUGCUCUUCAUCACCGCUUUCAUGCUCCACACCACAGCUUUGGCUUCGACUACUGAUGACGUCAACGUGUUACCGGUGCACAGAGGUUCUCCUCCUGCCGUUCUCUGUCGUGCUGCCAGUCGCUCGCUUGACCUUCGUCCUCGUUUCCGUAAUGACCGACUAAUCCGUUAAUAAAUCGCCCUCCUAAUUAGGCAAAUCUGAGAAAACGGCCCCUUUCCGGGGCUGUUUUCCGAGAUGGGAUCGUACCGACCCGUUGUUAAUCUUCAAAGUCGCCUUCCUCGUAAGCGUGUGCUGGGCGCCGUUUGAAUCUUUCUAGGUCCCUCGGCUUGGCUUAUUAGCUGAAUAAGGCUCCCGUGGUGAACCAGGAGAAUGUGUUGCUUGAUUGCAGCUUGCGCUAAUGGAUCCAAUCAAGCUAAAAUGAUCACGUGCGUUUGAUGUGUCACUUUCCGAUCUACUGUCCGUAUUUAGAAUGGACCCUGGCAAGUUUCCAAUAUGGCUUUCGUAGCUGAGUGGCGCUCGUGCCAAAACUCACAACGUGCGUUGGUCAGCGAUUUCCGGUUUAUAGACUUGAGAAAUCAUGCGACGAUUAUCGAUCUGAUUCGCAGCCUUUGGUUACUUCUGCUUGGUGAGUUCCGCACGAGGUUUUUUCCCAGGUGCGCGUCACUAUCACGAUGGCGACUUUGCUUACUGGCCUUGUUCGCGUUUUGGUUGUCUUUGUGAGAAAGACUUCACUCAUGUGCGAUUUCCGCCAAAAGUGAUGUAGACUUUGUGCGGAGAGAUAUGCGGGUGCAAGAUAGCGUCCGGAUAGUGCUGCCGUGGUGCCAGAAUGUCUGAUUUUUCUAUCAACUAACUAUAAUGUCUUUGUUUUGACCAUUAUCAUACGUUUAUAAACAUUGAUUCCUAUGACAAACGUUACAAACUGACGCAGCUGGAGCUCAAGAAGGGCGAUAUGGAGUUGCUAAUAUUUCCGAUCUGCUGCAACGGAUCGCCAAUGUUGGAGUAACGGCGAUGGGACAAACUGACCGUCUGGCGGAAGCAGAAAUUCGCCGGGAGCGCAGCGGAGCUACUUCGAGCAGUGGAUACGCGUUGCGAGUGGAUCAUCGCCGCCGACGAGUAAAUGGUGGUAGCAAGUUUGCUGGUGCCGGAAGUAAACAAGCGGAGACGCGAUCCUGCUUCUAGUGUAAACAAUUGGUGCCCACCUGAAGAAAGAUUGCCCGAAUUGUGCAGCUGGCGAAUCAGUGACAAAGCCGAUGAAGUAGAAGUUAGAUGAAUAGAAAGCCAAGUAGGCGCAGACAGUUUCCGAGGGACCGCUGGCGUGUAUGGAGAGACACGCUGAACCGUCCAGCUGGUUUGUCGACAGUGGUGCUUCAGGGGACAUGACGGUGAAUCGGAAGUCCUUCACCUGAGCAAACCGGUGGUACGAGCGUGAUGUUGGCCGAUGGCGAGAGAGCCGAGGUUGCUGGCACGGGCCGUGGAAUCAUCUUUAGCGUGACCACCACCGGAAAACCGAUAGACAUCGAAUUGAGCGAGGUAUUGUAAGUGCCGAAACUUACCAGUGCACUUGUGUCGGUACGUAUCCUUGCGAAGAAGAGCUAAGAAUCGGUGUGGAAUUCGAAGCCGCACCGGACAAGUGUGUCGGUAGGCGAGCGACACGGAAGCUUGUACCGUUUGUGUUUUCCGGAGCAGGCGAUGGUUAGUGUCCAGACGUCGCAUACGAAGCACAGACGCCUGAGACACCGGAAUCCUGAAGCGGUUCGGUCGAUUCACGUAAACAAACAAGCUGAUGGGAUGAAGCUCAUGGACUGCGGAGUGCGUACUGGGGGCACCGUUUCCGAAAAGUGUGGAUAGAGGUUCCAACGAAAAGCUGGACAUCGUACAUGCUGAUCUCAGUGGUCCGAUGAAGAGCACACCGAGUGGAAACCAAUACUUCCUUUUUUGGUCGAUGACCAUACACGAAUGGCGUACACUCUGAGGAAGCAGUCGGACUCUGCAAGGACUUCAUUUUCUUCUGCAAGACGCAUAUGGGCAAGGAUGCUGCAAUCAGACGGUGGAGAAGAGUUUACCAGAAUUUGUAGAAUUUUCUUCGAGCGAGCUACUCCAACGAGCAUAAGGCCUGUUGGAUACGAUUUCGGGACGGGAUGUAAAGUUCCUCUAGGAUUGGCGUAUGAACAGCGAACGCGAUACCGAGAGGAAGCUAGAAUCGACGGUAGAAUCGGGGUCACUACCGGUCCAGUACUCACCCGUGAGCCGGUAUUUGAAGAAGAUCCUGAGGAUGAAGAUGAUUUGGAUACGAAUCGGCUGAAGAAGUGUAUCACGGUGAAGAUGCUCCCGUUCCGGGGAAUGAAAACCAUCUGAAGAAUCCUCGUCGUUCCCUCCGGGGAGUGUUUCUGGUGCUUUUUCUAGAUUAUUUUGAUGGUAUGGCAAUGGUUGACCAGGAUGAGCCGACUACGUACGAGCAUGCAAUCAGCUGCCCUGACAUGGAGGAAUGGAUUGGAUUGGAUGCCGAGUCGUUGGUGUCGAACGAUACAUGAAAGCUUGUGGACCCGCCACCUGCUUGCAACACUGUCGGUAGCAAGUGGGUGUACAUGACGAAGUUGGAUGGGACAGCAAGGUCGAGAGAUCCGAUUUCGAGGACAUAUUUGCCCCAGUGGUGAUGUGUUCUACCUUCCGUGUGUUGUUAUCUGUUGUGGGCCUCCGGAAAAUGUAAAAUUUAAAUCUGCGUACCACUACGGAAAUCUGGACGAGGUGGCGUAUAUGCGCCAGUCUCCGGGGUACUUGGAGACCGGAAGUGAGAAGAUUUAUGGCUUGAAACAAGCAGCAAAAGUUUGACACAGACGCUAACGGAUAGACUGAAGCAGCUUGGAGUCGAACAGUGUAAUGCCGAUUCGUGCUUAUAUCGAAAGCAGAUUUGGAGGAGUGGAUAGAUGUAUCUGCUCAUAAAUGUGGAUGAUUUGCUGUUGAUCUGUGUAUAGGAGGAAAUCGACCUGAUCGAGGAGCGGCUGAAGAUCACAAGGUUAGGUGAUAUCCGAAGUUUCUUAGGCAUUCGUGCGCGAAGUACUUCAGACGGAUUCUUCGUGAUUUCCCAAAGUGCUUUCAUCAUAACAGGUGUGCUACGAUUUGGAUUGGGCAACGCUAAAGGAUCGAUGUACCCAAUGGAUCCGGGAUACUGCAAGGUAACCGAGGAUAGCCAGAAGAUGGAGAGUAGCGAGGAAUAUCACAAGUUGAUAGGUUACCUGCUGUAUUUGUCAGACGUCAUAGCGGCGGUCGGAAUCUUGAGUCGGAAAGUUAGUUGCCCAUCGGUAACCGACUGGAACGAGGCGAAGCGUACAGUGCGCUACUUGAUACACAUGGUUGACUACGAAUUGACACUUGGAAGGUGUUGCGUUAGUUAGUUUUUCAGUGUGCGUCUCAAUUCCUAAAACCCACUAGAAAAAAUUAGACGUGUAUGAAAAUCGAAAUACGCGGCAAGGCUCGCUCGAAUGUCAUACUCAGCAGAACGGCAACUGUCAUCCAUAAAUGAGCGAAACUCGGUGUUUCCUUUUCCGGCAAACCGCACAUAACACACACAAGCAGUCAGCAUCAAACGGGCAAAUAACUGCUAGCCGUCGGUAAGGCUAGUCGAAGCGGCAAAACGUGCCUGAGAGUCACCCAAGAAGGAAGGGUCCCGAGUAAAAAUAACGGAAGGUGAGUCGAUUCUAAUGCCGAGACGGGCAAAUUAAUUGACGCAAGAAUCCGCUACACUCUAGAUUCACUGUACGUGAAGCAUCAAACGGUGACGACGUUACAUCAACCUGCGGGUUCGAUUUGUCCACGUGUCGGAAUCAUCAGCAAGCUAACCAGAUUGUCGACGGAUUGACAUUCGGACGGACGCGGCCGGGAUUUUGAUUAAAGUCCUACGGCAAGCAAAUCCGGGAGUGGCAUAGGACAAAUCAGAUAUCAUUUCGUAGAGCAGAUCGAUCCCACGGCAAGUAUCGCACACGCCGUCCGCCCAAAUUGCUGCUAACGUCCAGACGACGGGAGGAAGACCCAUCUGGAGGCAUCCUCCCGUAUCGAUUCGUGUCGGAACUGAUCGAAGCUUAAUCACCCGGCCACGAUACACUGAACAAAUGACCUUCCUACAGGAAGUAAGUAAUGAAAAGGAGAAAAAUCGAGCGGAAUAUUGCUUGCUGCGUUUUCCCAGGGUUUUUUGUUCACAGCUCAAUUCCAUCAACUAUUGAACGGCGCUGACUGACCGACAGGAGGAAUCGUCGGCCAUAUAUUCUAUCGGACUGCAGCACGACGGUUGCAAGGCGUUGUCAACAGAACGCACGAGUGCGCGUCGGUAGCCGGACGGGCACAAGCCGCACAAAUUAACGGCGAGAAGAUUAGCCAGGAGGUGUGUGUGUGGAUGUAUUUAGUGCCCGGAUCGGCGAUGAAGUUAAUUCGCCGUACAGAUUAGGCCGAGACAUGUACAGCGGCACCGAGUCCAUCACGACGGGUAGAAGAGGUCGCAACGAUGUUGGGUGCACCCAGAAGAUUAAAAAACCGUGAGUAAGAAAAAAAGUGCGAUAGAAUGAGAAGGAAGAAAACAGCUAGGGCGAGAGUAGGACAGUGAUGCUUCCGUACGUAGGAAAUAAAGGUGGCACAUUUUAUUGUAUACAUUUGUGGCGUUCAAUUUGUUAGCCGGCCGACCGAAGCAUUUCCAUUUCGCAAGGGUCGUUUCACAACAAAGAAGUGGACGUGAGCUACUGCUAUCAGGAUAUUGCGAUGUCGAUUGGGCGGUUGAUAGCGAGUGACCGCAAAUAUUGUACUGGCUACAUGUUCAGUCUAGGAGAAGAGACCGUGACUUGGGCAAGCCGGAAGCAGAGCUGCGUGGUCAUGUCCACCAUGGAGGCCGAAUACGUGGCCCUCUCAGAGGCUACGCAGGAAGUUGUUUGGCUACGACGUUUACUAGCUAAACUGAACGAGAAACAACGACUGACGAUCAUCUUCGAGGAUAACAGAAGUUACCUAGAUUUCAUCGCAUUGGAUCAUAAAAGAAAAUGUUACUAUCACUUCACCAGGAGAUGCUGUUCAUCGGGCGCUGAGGUCAAGAGGUUCGCUGAAAAGAUGGGAUUGGCAAUCGUACCGAUCGAGGAAGAGGCCGUCAAGGAGACACGGGGUGUUGCGCUAGGCGUUUAAGUGCAAAUACACCCCUGUACAGAAAAUUUUAAGUAUUUUGUUUCUUUUUGAUGUUUAUUAGUUGCGCUGAGGUUAUCGAACUAAAAACACGUUGCUCAAAGUGCGGUGUCGUGUAAUUCUUUCUUUCGUCCGGACUAUCCGUGUUUUCGUAGGUCUGGUUCCGUCGAUCGAUUUUCCGUUCAACACGAGCUACAUCCAUCAAUGUAUGUAAAAGUGCGUUCGAAUAGCUCUGCCGUUAAACAUUUAAGCUUAUAUGAACGUAGUUUGUAUGUCGGAUACCUACAUGUAGAAUGCGAAACACCAGCGCAAAGAAGGCAUUUUCAGCCUCCACUGCCUGUGGCAUCCUUGUGUGAAUCGCCGCACUUCGAGAACUUAACUGUAUUGCAACAGUAGGUAUUCGUGUGAUAAUUAGAUCAAUUCAUGAGUUUAGGUGUGUACCGGAGGUUGAAGUUGUCCAGUAGUAUAUAGUUUGAUAAGGCAGCACCUUCGAAUGUUACUCGAAAUGUUUUCAAAGGGGUUAUGAUUUGUGCACUCCACGUGUCUUGCAAUGAGUGAAGUUGUUUCACUUCAAGUAUCUUGACCUGCGAAAGGUUUUGGGCUUUAAAAUGCUACGCCGUUCUGUAGGCCACGACCGUUAAGGUAAGCACACCGUCUAGCUCUACGACGUUUGCCGGAAUGUACACGCGAUAUUCUGAAUUAAAUCGCGUUUAUGUUGGCAUGUUUCCGGUCUGAGAGGACUAUGCAAAGUUUAUUGGCAUUAACCUUGACUAUUUCGCGUACGAAGACUGAAAACCCAUCUGUAACAUCCGAGGCUACGUGAAGGAAUGGAUCGGCAGCUAUUUUGGCAAAUACCGCUAUGCUGUAUAAUGGUUUCACUUUGUUUGUAUAACAGAAUGAGCGAAUUUCAGUUGGUAGUUACUUACCUUACCAACCAGUCUAAAGCCGUGGGGUCUUUGCUGAACCAAGAGGUCGUUUUCUUCUUCUUUCUGCUGCAGGGCACGAAGACACCCUUCAGCUUAGUUGAUCUACCUGUUAACUUUGUACGGUAGCGUACUUUGUUCGACCGAAGGGUUCUUCUAAGCCCAAAUGAGCAAGAUUACCUGCCAGAAUACGACUAGGACUUGCUGAAAUGCGAAAAAAUGAAUCUGUAGUCGCGCGUUGCUAUUUGUUGCCCCUCGAACUCCGGCGUUGACAAAGGAUUUGAUAGAUCAAUUUGUAGUCGGUUUCCAGCAAUGCAAUUGCUAAUAAUUUAUAGCAAUCCAUACUAUUCCCUCGAUGCAAUCCUCCGAUAAAAUCACCUCCUUCUAGAUCUUCAAAAUCACCCAUUGGGGAGUUCUAAUCAAUGUCUCGUAUUCGUACGCUUGCCUUUCUUUUUCGUCUCUCGAAUUCGGAUUCCCCCAUCCCGUAAUUUUGAAUUGCGCUACUUAUUCAUUGGUAUAAUCAAAUUCUGAAAGUUCACCAAGAAAAAAAAUGGUAAAGUAAAAACACGUGUGUACACGAUUGGAUAUCUUGGCAAAAUGUCGCUAAUUUUCAUCGCUGUUCAUUGACGAUAUUUUCAUGCUAAGUUGGUCCGUAACAACCGUUGCUAUGGGACCGGUAAAGGCAAUGACAACAAACGACUGUCAAUAGAUUCACGGUGGGGCUAUUUUUUGAUUCAGGUCUAAAAUCAAAAUCAGCAAAACCAUAUUUUUUUCAGAGAAAGAAAAAAUCCGAUAGAAUAACUUUUUUUCUCUUAGAAAAGGCAUUUAUGUAGGUUGAAAAAUAAAUCAAGGAAUGUUUGGUACAAUCAAGUGCUAUUUGAAUUUUUCAAUUUUUCCCCAGACAGAGUACCCUAUUCCGUAAUAAUCGCUUCAACGAAUCAUACUGAAAAUAUAUUGUGAUACGUUGUCAAUCAACUAUCACUAAACAUUGGCUCCAAAUCAAUUUAAGUUUAACUUUAGACUAAAUAACGUAAUAAUCUGUGAAAUGUUAGGCUUCAGAACAGUAAAAAUGUUCCAUGGCAGAGCAACCAUACUAAGACCUAGGAUAACUAUCUGUUGUAAUUGAUUUACAGUUAGAGGUAAACUAAACGUAUGUGUUUUCAUUGUGCAACCGUAAGUUUGUAUUAACAGUGAGUUAAUAGUAGAAUACAACCAAAACCGUACCGGAUCAUUUUGUGGAUGCAUUCUCGAUAUUGUUGAAAAUAUGAUUAAACUAGGCAAUAUGUAUCAAAUUAAAAA
Messenger RNA from Topomyia yanbarensis, 15985 nucleotides. RefSeq lists its product as uncharacterized. NCBI's taxonomy places the organism in Eukaryota, Metazoa, Arthropoda, Insecta, Diptera, Culicidae. The record is from RefSeq and is a predicted model, not a curated record. Gene Ontology annotation, biological process: DNA integration. Gene Ontology annotation, molecular function: nucleic acid binding. The transcript is spliced from 2 exons. Bases 3301 to 4839 code for a protein of 512 amino acids.